Messenger RNA from Antechinus flavipes (yellow-footed antechinus), 1979 nucleotides. It is a transcript of the gene SLC22A16, whose product is annotated as solute carrier family 22 member 16. The record is from RefSeq and is a predicted model, not a curated record. Bases 79 to 1827 code for a protein of 582 amino acids. The transcript has 8 exons. Lineage: Eukaryota; Metazoa; Chordata; Mammalia; Dasyuromorphia; Dasyuridae. Gene Ontology annotation, cellular component: membrane. Gene Ontology annotation, biological process: transmembrane transport.
GGGAAGGCUGCGGACCAGUGCUCGUCUAGCUGUUUGUCUUUGGGGCAUUCAAUCUCUGGGAGCCGGCAACCGGGCGAGAUGAGUUCCGGCAACUUCGAGCUGAUCUUCGACCAAGUCGGACACUUUGGCAGAUUCCAGGCAUUUGUCUACUUUGCAUCAGUUUUCCAAACUAUCUCUUGUGGCAUCCAUUACUUGGCUUCUGUGUUCAUGGCUGUCACCCCCAAGUUUUCCUGUGGAGUCCUGGGGAACAUAAGUCAGGUCCUCUUUUAUAAUUCAUCUGUCUUGAAGAUAGAAGAUGCCUGGCCACUGUUCACACCAGGCCAAGAGGAUUACUUGGUAGUGCAGUUGCAGAAUGGAGAUGUUUGGGAACUUGCUCAGUGCAGUAGGUCCAAAAGAGAAGAUCCUUAUUUUGAGUACCAAUAUGAUGGUAACAAAUCUGACUUUCCUUGCACUGAUGGCUACUUUUAUGAUCAUACCAAGUGGAAGAGUACUGUGGUGACUGAAUGGGAUCUGGUCUGUCACCGGGAUUGGUUUGCAAAAUCCAUCCAACCUACUUUCAUGCUUGGAGUCCUUCUGGGAGCAGUAAUUUUUGGUUACCUUUCAGAUAGGUUAGGAAGGCGGUUUGUAAUAUGGUCCACAAGCACUGGGCAGUUCUUCCUGGGAGUUGCAGUGGCUUUUACAUUUGACUAUUACAGUUUCAUAGCUGUACGCAUUCUUCUUGCUAUGGCUGCCAGCGGGUAUCUGGUGGUGGUAUUUGUUUAUGUGACAGAAUUCAUUGGUACUAAAGUGCGGACAUGGGCAUCUAUGCACGUCCAUGCCUUUUUUGCGGUUGGCAUUAUGGUAGUGGCUCUGACAGGAUAUUUGGUUCGAACUUGGUGGCUCUAUCAGAUUAUUCUUUCUGUGACAACUCUUCCCUUUGUCUUAUGCUGCUGGGCUUUGCCUGAAACACCGUUUUGGCUUCUCUCAGAAGGAAAAUAUGAAGAAGCACAGAAAGUAAUUGAUAUGAUGGCAAAAUGGAAUGGAAGAAGCCCUUAUAAUGUGUCUGACCUGCUUUCAGUAGAACAUGACAAUGGAAAUAACAUUGGUACCACCACUGGAAAUAUUGUGUCUGGAACAAAAAGUCGUAAUAUUCUUCAUCUAUUUUAUAACUGGAAUAUUACAAGAAGGACCCUCACAGUCUGGCUCAUUUGGUUUACUGGCAGUUUGGGAUACUAUGUAUUUUCUUUGAGUUCUGUUAACCUGGGAGGCAAUGAAUAUUUAAACCUCUUCCUCAUAGGUGCUGUGGAACUUCCUGCUUAUGUUAUUGCUUGUCUUGGAAUGGACAGAAUUGGAAGAAAAAAUACUCUCACACCAUUUCUUAUCUGUAGUGCCCUGAUUUGUGCCAUGAUUAUGCUGAUCCCCCAGCAUUGCAAUGUUUUGAAUGUUUUAGCAAAUAUGGCAGGAAAAUUUGCCAUUGGCAUUGCAUUUGGUCUCAUUUACCUGUAUACUGCAGAGCUUUAUCCAACAUUCAUAAGGUCUCUCGCGGUAGGAAGUGGUAGCAUGAUGUGCCGUAUUGGAAGCGUGAUUGCACCUUUCUGUGUUUAUCUCACAAGUGUGUGGAUCUUCAUGCCACAGUUGCUGGUUGGUAUUAUGGCCUUUCUGACUGGAAUGUUAACACUGAUGCUCCCUGAAACUCUUGGGAAACCUUUAACUAACACUUGGAAGGAAGCUGAAAAACUAGGAGAGAAGAAAACCAUUUUUUCUGCUGACUCACCUCCUACAACAAAUAAUAUGAACUCAGGAAAAAUAGAGAUGGUUCAUCAAGGGGCAGCUGGUGCUCAUGGAUAAGAGAGUAAUAUUUGGCUAUCAUUUGAAAAAUCAUUAAUCAUUAAUGCCAUCUUACUAGAACUCCUCUUCCAUGUAUUUGUAUUCAUGCUUUUUAAUUUUAUAUGGAGUUUUGGACACUAUUUUCUAUGAAUAAAGAAAUUUUAUAAAAACAA